AUGGCUGAGGCGUCGUGGGCGGCGCUGGGGCGCAACGGGUCGGAGCCCGGCGGGCCGGGGUGGCGGGGCUGGCCGGGGGCCGGGCUGGCGGCGGCGGCGGCGCUGCUGCUGCUGACGCUGGCGCUGUCUGCGCUGGGCAACGGGGCGGUGGUGGUGGCGGUGGGGCGGCGGCGGCAGCUGCGCACCGUGCCCAACGCCUUCGUGCUGUCGCUGGCGCUGGCGCAGCUGCUGGGCGGGCUGGUGUGCCUGCCGGCCGGGCUGGCGGGCGUGCUGCGCGGGCGGCCCCCCGGCGCCUGGGCCUGGGGGGCCGGCCUGUGCCGGGCCGCCGCCGCCCUGCACGCCGCCCUGGGCGCCGCCGCCGCCCUCAGCCUGGCGCUGCUGGCCGUCGAGCGCUACGGCGCCCUCGCCCGCCGGCCCCCACGCGCCAUGGGCCGCCGCCGCGCCGCCCAGCUGUUGGCCGCCGCCUGGCUGGCCGCCCUGGGCCUCAUGGCCCCCUGGCCCCUGCUGGCCCGCCAGGGGGAGGAGGAGGGGGAGGAGGCCGGCCUGGGGGCCCCCCACUGCCCCUACGCCCUGCCGGGGGGCUCCCCGCGCCGGGGGGCCCCCUACGGCGCCGCCCUCAUCGCCCUGGGCUUCCUGCUGCCCUUCGCCCUCAUGUGCUUCUGCCACUACCACCUCUGCCGGGCCCUGCGCCUCUCCGAGAGCCGGGUGCGCCCCCUGCCCCCCUGCGGCCCCCUGCCGCGCCCCCGCGGGGAGAUGCGCACCGCCACCACCGUCCUGGUCAUGAUCGUGGCCCUCAUCUGCUGCUGGGGGCCCUGCUGCCUGCUGGGGCUGGCCGCCGCCACCGGCCGCCUCUCCGUCUCGCCCGCCGCCCACGCCGUGGCCAGCUGGGUGGCCUGGGCCAACGGGGCCGUCAACCCCCUCAUCUACGCCGUCCGCAACCCCCACGUCGCCGCGCUCUUCGGGCGCCGCCACCGGGAGGGCGGCUACAGGGCUAGGAAGGACCUGGCCGCUUACCUGGCGGCCGCCCGGGAGCACCGCCCGGAGGCCAAGAGCCGGGCCCAGCGCUACGCCAGCCACGGGCACGGUGGCACCGCGGGCAGCACCCUCGGCUCUUCCAGCCCGGCCAGCGGAGGGGAGGUGGCCAUGUGGGCCUGCAAGAACCCGGCGGUGCUCUUCUGCCGCGACGGGCAGCUGGACACCCUCUCUGAGGUUGGCACGCACCUCAAAUCGGAGACCGUCGAUACCAGCCUUUGA
Messenger RNA from Euleptes europaea (tarantolino), 1254 nucleotides. It is a transcript of the gene GPR135, whose product is annotated as G protein-coupled receptor 135. Gene Ontology annotation, biological process: G protein-coupled receptor signaling pathway. The transcript has a single exon. Bases 1 to 1254 code for a protein of 417 amino acids. Gene Ontology annotation, cellular component: membrane. Lineage: Eukaryota; Metazoa; Chordata; Lepidosauria; Squamata; Sphaerodactylidae. The record is from RefSeq and is a predicted model, not a curated record. Gene Ontology annotation, molecular function: G protein-coupled receptor activity.